Oncorhynchus tshawytscha (Chinook salmon) is the source of this 1977-nucleotide messenger RNA. RefSeq names its product alpha-ketoglutarate-dependent dioxygenase alkB homolog 7, mitochondrial. The record is from RefSeq and is a predicted model, not a curated record. The transcript is spliced from 4 exons. NCBI's taxonomy places the organism in Eukaryota, Metazoa, Chordata, Actinopteri, Salmoniformes, Salmonidae. Gene Ontology annotation, cellular component: mitochondrial matrix. Gene Ontology annotation, biological process: fatty acid metabolic process; DNA damage response. The coding region runs from base 131 to 838 and encodes 235 amino acids.
ACUCCCAUAAUGCACUGCGUUUUCAAAAUGUCGCCCUCUUCGUGACCUGACUUCUGUGCCACCAGACGACAAAGCAUAGCUUAAUUUAGCAAAUCAGACGGUCUAAAUAAAUAAUUUAAUUUACUGAAGCAUGAGACUUCUGAUUACAGUUGCCAGACGUAUUCAUAAACGGCCUCUGUACACUCCCACAUCAUGUCUAAGUUCGGCAGCGAGUUGCUCCGGGACUGCUACUAACAGCGGCCUGCAGUUCAGAGAUGACCAACUGGUCUGCGGUUCGACCGGAGAGCUGGUCCAGAGGCUUCGCGGUCAGGUGGAGGUGAGGACGGAAUUCAUAAGUGAGGAAGAGGAGGGUGCUCUCAUGAAAGAACUUGAGCCUGGGCUGAGGAAGAAACGAUACGAGUUCGACCACUGGGACGAUGCGAUUCAUGGUUACCGGGAGACAGAGCGUGCUCAGUGGGGAGCGGUGUGUGAGGGGGUGAUGGAUCGCCUCCGAGCUGUGGCUUUCUCUGAGGGCAGCCCCCUCCUAGGCCCUGUGCAUGUCCUGGACCUGGACAAGGCUGGAUACAUCAAACCACACAUCGACAGUGUCAAGUUCUGUGGCAGCACUAUAGCAGGGCUGAGUUUGUUGUCAGACAGUGUGAUGCGCUUGGUGAGGGAGGAUGAACCCACUGAAUAUCUGAACUUGUUUCUGCCCCGUCGCUCUCUCUACAUACUCAGGGACCAGGCCAGAUAUAAGUUCACCCAUGAGAUCCUUAAAGAUGAUGAGUCUCUUUUCUCUGGACAGAGAGUUCCCCGCCAUCGCCGCAUCUCUGUCAUCUGCCGGAACCUUCCUGUUUGAAGCAUGAGAGCCAAGUGGAACACAACUGUGACAGUCUCACUGGCAGUAGCCAGAGCUCGGUAUUUUAAAUGUCAAGAACGUCACUAUGUUAAAAUUUGAUGUACACGCUUUCUCACUGUGCGAGAGACUAUGUUGGGAAAGAUGAUUUAGAUGUUUCCCUUAUCAGUUUUCAUUGGAGCACUUCAUAAUAAACUACCUGUACAGGAUUUGAUUCUGAAUUAAAUGUUGGGAAGGCAUUCAGGUAUGAUGCAUUUCAAAGGGUCAUAAUGCAUUACAAGACUUGUCAUAAGUAUCUAUGAACUUCUUAUGCUAAUUAAUAUUAUAUAAUGAAUCUGAGUUAUUAGCCUUUUCAAAAAUACCACGUAGAAAGGCAAGUUGAUAAUUUGUAGGAGAAGCAGUUGAAGGAGAACCUGCAUUUUCUGGUGAGCUUCACUACCCAACUAUCCAAGAUCUGUAUUAGGUCAUUAUCAAGUGCGUUGAAUUCUUAGAGCUAAAUGGAUACUUCAAAUAGUUAUAGCCCUAUAUUCUUCACCACUUCUAGAAGGCUACAAUGCGGAGCCUGGAAAUAACUGGUGCCAUUUUUUAAAGAAUACUUGUUAACGACAACUCCAGUUACUGAAGGCGUAUCUAUAAUCUGUAACUCUUUGUCCGUCCAUCUGAAUUGUUUAAUGUGUGGAUAUCUGUAGAAAACGUCUGAGCCUAAAUCUUCUCCAAACCGGCACCUAUAACCAGAGGAGUCAUGCCCAUAGGGGGCACAAGGGCACGUGCCCCCUCAGAUUUAUCCUGUUAAAAAAAAAUAGAUAUAUAUAUAUAAUAAUUAAAUUAAUGACUCAACUUAAUUUUAAGCCCACAUUUUGUCAUAAUUGUUUAUAAAAAAAGAUCUGUCAAUGGUAUUUAGUAUUUUAUUAGGAUCUCCAUUAGCUACUGCUAAAGCACCAGCGACCCUGGUCCACAAAAACAUUAUGUAAUACAUCACAAGGAUAGAACUACAAUACAUACAUUUAAAAUAAUACACACAUGAUUGCAAGUGCAAUACACAAAAAUGGAAAUUAAAUAACAAGGAGGUUCCCCUGAUGUGAAUAUAUCAACCUUGUUUUGCUAAAUUCCCCUGAUGUGAAUAAAGCUACUUUGUUUCUACA